Linum trigynum is the source of this 372-nucleotide messenger RNA. The record is from the annotation of a GenBank genome assembly. Lineage: Eukaryota; Viridiplantae; Streptophyta; Magnoliopsida; Malpighiales; Linaceae.
AUGAUGGUUGAUAUCAGAACUGUGGCCAAGAAAGCGGGCGAGAAGACAGAGAAACAUUACACGAACGCAGAGAGGCGGCUGCUUCGAUUGGAAGAACAACAAGCGGCUAACACCACCAAAUUGGAAGGGGUUGAUGGUCGAUUUACUUUUGUUGGCGAUGAACUGACAAAGCUCACGGCUAAUUAUGCCUCAGUGACGGCCGAACUUGGAGAACUCAAGGCUCUUCUCCAACAAGUUUUGUCGCGGCCUCAAGUGGGAUUGAUGGAAUCAAAAUCACCAGAGGUUUCGCAGAAGGCGACUCAGGAAUCAAUAUUGUCAAACAACGUGUUGGGGCGACAGGAGAAGGCAAAGGCAGUCGCUGUAUCAAACUAG